Hermetia illucens (black soldier fly) is the source of this 1320-nucleotide messenger RNA. Its product is annotated as trypsin-4-like. Gene Ontology annotation, biological process: proteolysis. Lineage: Eukaryota; Metazoa; Arthropoda; Insecta; Diptera; Stratiomyidae. The record is from RefSeq and is a predicted model, not a curated record. Gene Ontology annotation, molecular function: serine-type endopeptidase activity. Bases 41 to 1255 code for a protein of 404 amino acids. The transcript has 7 exons.
AAAAUUCAACAAAAUUGAAUGCUACGUCAACAUUUUAUGUAUGUAUUUUCUGGUUCAAUCUAACUUGAUAAAGAUUAAAAAAAUUCUACACUAUCACCCAGAAAUGUUUCAAAAUUUCGUAUUGUUAUUUUUUGUUACCGCGAAUUUGUGUUUCGUGAAUGCACGAAAAUUGAAGACAGAGGUGUCAACAGCGACAGUAAAUAGUAUGACUGCUGAUCCUUUAACCACAAAAACGGCUCCAGCUUUUACAACAAGCGGUGUAUUUGCAAAUCAAUCUAUAAAUGAUAACUGGAAAAAACUACUCGACAAGAAUGUCACCUAUAGAUUUGCCAAAUAUUUUCCGAGAAGUGGAGACAAUGCGACUGAAGAAAAAGUUGAGCUUAACGAGACAGAUGUGGAUAAAGCGACGUCUGGGGGUUACAAGAGCAAGAUGGGGUAUUUUCCAUCGGAAGUAGACGUGAAAGAUGCAUUGAGUAGCAAACAUAAAUGUAGCGGAACCCUAGUUGAAGAUAAACAUGUGCUGUCCACCGCUCACUGUGUUUUCAAGUCCGUUGUCGCUGAGCUGGCUGUUAUGGCUGGCGAUACCAAUCUUUUGCCAAAUCAACUUUCGUCACGAGAGAGCAGACGUGUUCAAUUGAUAGCAAAGCACCCAGAUUAUUUGGACGAUGCAAACACCUCGCUCGAGUUCAACAUUGCUGUCUUAAGGUUGGACAUGCCAUUUACAAGGAGCAACUAUCUUCAUCCUGCCGUAAUUCCGACAACUAGGAUUGGAAAAAAUUCCCAAUGUUUUUUCGCUGGAUGGGAGUUAGGAAAUGAAGGCAGCAUCGAGGGAAGUACUUCCUACGAUCUUUACUUUUUGGAAGUUCAAACUAUGGAUAUGGAAUAUUGCUUCAAAUGUGUCGGAAACGCGAUCUGCGCAGGGAGUAAUGAAACCAAGGCUUGCAUUAACGACGAUGGAGGUCCUUUAAUGUGCAACGGUGUUUUACAUGGAAUUUAUGUUGGGAGUGCAAACAAUUGUCAAUCACUGACUGGAAUUUAUACUGAUGUAGUUUUUUAUAAGCAGUGGAUCGACCGCAUCAUCGAUUGGGGUGGCGAAGAUCCCAUGCCCUUGCCUUUACCUUAUGCGAGAAGAAGGAUGUAUCGAAUAGAUAAAGCUGAUACGCGGACUGCAUCAGAAGCUGCCAAAUAUUCCACAGUAAUGCAGAUAAUUAUCUUAUUGACGAUGAUUGGCUUUACAACUGUUUAUUAUCUAUAGUCUAGGAGAACGUGGUAUUUCCGUUCCUUAUACUGAUGAUAUAAUGAUAUAUUUUAAGUUGAAUU